Trichobilharzia szidati is the source of this 216-nucleotide messenger RNA. The record is from the annotation of a GenBank genome assembly. NCBI's taxonomy places the organism in Eukaryota, Metazoa, Platyhelminthes, Trematoda, Strigeidida, Schistosomatidae.
AUGUGUACCAAGGCACAGGAAUGCGUCGUAAAAUAUCAGUACUCAGCGUCCAAAGCCAGUACAUGGGGUAUCCUAAAGAAGAUGUCCUAUGCAUCGAUAAGUGGCUCUGUAGCAAUCGUAUUGUGCUUCCCUAAUUCUGCCUUCUCUGCCGCCACGAACCUGUGGCAUAUUGAAAGUAAAAAAAUGACAGAAAUCAAGAAACGAUUUAGUGAUUAG